AUGAGUAGCUCGUCGAUUCAGUUCCUUGGUUUUGGUUUGGCUUUCACUGGCUUCAUCGGGUUGAUAGCAUCUACUGCCAUGACUGAAUGGAAGGCAUCAUCUUAUGCAGGAGAAAACAUUGUGACAGCGCAAGCCACCUACGAAGGGCUGUGGAUGUCUUGUGUGUCUCAGAGUACCGGGAAUAUGCAUUGCAAAGCGUUCGACUCUCUUCUCCUGCAACCGAUGGAGUUGCAGCUCACCCGAGCCUUGAUGAUCACCAGUAUCCUACUCUCUGCCACUGCUGUCUUGGUGGCCUUGGUGGGAAUGAAGUGUACCACCUGCCUGGCAGAAGACUGGCAACAGAAGGCUAGGGUGGCAGUGGUCGGAGGAAUCCUCUUCGUUAUCGCAGGUUCGAGUUUGGCAAGGCCCUGUUCAUAG
Molecule: messenger RNA, 417 nt
Organism: Conger conger (European conger)
Lineage: Eukaryota; Metazoa; Chordata; Actinopteri; Anguilliformes; Congridae
Product: claudin-7-like
Exons: 3
Coding region: 1-417 (138 amino acids)
Biological process (GO): cell adhesion; bicellular tight junction assembly
Cellular component (GO): bicellular tight junction; plasma membrane
Molecular function (GO): structural molecule activity
Source: RefSeq, a predicted model, not a curated record